Molecule: messenger RNA, 354 nt
Organism: Trypanosoma grayi
Lineage: Eukaryota; Euglenozoa; Kinetoplastea; Trypanosomatida; Trypanosomatidae
Product: ribosomal protein S20
Exons: 1
Coding region: 1-354 (117 amino acids)
Biological process (GO): translation
Cellular component (GO): ribosome; cytosolic small ribosomal subunit
Molecular function (GO): structural constituent of ribosome
Source: RefSeq, a predicted model, not a curated record
AUGGCUUACGUGAAGAAGGACCAGGGCGCGGCGCAGGAGACGCAGCGCGUGCUCGUGAAGAUGACGAGCCGCAACGCGAAGGCCGUGGAGAAUGUGAUGAUGGAGCUGCUGACGCACGCGCGCAACGAGAAGGUGCAGGUGCGCGGACCGGUGCGCCUCCCCACACGCACGCUGAAGAUCACGACGCGUAAGACGCCGUGCGGUAACGGUACGAACACGUGGGACACGUACGAGAUGAAGAUCUACAAGCGCCUCGUCGACCUGCGCGCCCCGACGGAGUUGGUGAAGAAGAUCACGUCCUUCCCCAUCGACGCCGGCGUGGACGUCUCCAUCACGAUCCCCGACGACAAGUAA